AACAUCUUGAACUUUGCCUCGAAAACGUAAACAUUGCCAUGCUGGAAGUCAAAAGUCGGCAGAAAACAUUUUUGUUUCUUUAUGAAAUUAUUUAAGAUAUUUCGCGGAAAUCGCAGAUAGACUGCUCGUAAAUUAAGUUUCCAUGGAGCCCGAAAAAGUGCAGUGCCAGUUUUUUGUGUUGAAGAAGAAACGUUUGUGCAGAAUGACGGUGAAAAUUGGAGAAACAUUUUGCGGCGAACACAUUGCCCACACUAAACCUACUGAAACCCUUGAUGGAAGUUCGGUAAGCUUGGACGAAAAGAGAGUUAGAGUUCCGUGCCCGUUCGACAGCACCCACACUUGUUUCAAAAGUCAACUGGCGAAGCACAUGGCAAGAUGCAACUCGAAGCCGAGCGAAUCCAAGCCGGAUUAUAUCUGUCCAGGUAUCAAUGCUGGCCCUGCCGAAGAAGAGGUGCCGAAAGUUCGGUUGAAUGAUGUUUCUGAUGACGAGCUCCUGAGCUUGAUCAACAGAGUUAACACUAUUUACAAUGAUCAUGUAAAAAUUAUAGAAAAAAUAAAAGAGCAUCCAUCUCUGGCUGAGGAAAUUAAACGUCCCGAUAUCGGAGCUCCAGCGCUCAAACACCUUCUGCAAAAUUCAACCCUGAUUUCUCUGAUGGAGGACGAAAAUUUGCUCAAGGACAACUCGUGCUUUGUGGAAAUGGGAGCUGGAAAAGGAAAACUCACGUUUUGGAUAGCCCAGGCAACUAAAACUUUGCAGAACUGCAAAUACUCCCUUGUAGACAUUUCCACCUGCCGACACAAAAGCGAAAACAAACUGCCACUCGAAGGAGUUUCUGCGGAAGUGAUCAGAGUCCGAGCCAAUGUUGCGGAUUUACUUUUGGAGAAGGUGGAAUUCCACGAAGGUUGCCAGUUUGUAGUUCCGGUCAGCAAACACCUUUGUGGAGCAGCAACAGAUUUUGCACUUCGCUGUGUUGGAAAUUCAAUUUCGAGUGGAAUGUCCAUUCAGACUGAAGGACUUGUGAUGGCACUGUGUUGUCACCACCGGUGUGAGUGGCGGCAUUACGUUGGAAAAGAAUUUUUUAAGAGCGUCGAAUUAUCUCCCCGAGACUUUUCGCGCAUGUGUGUUCUGGUUAGCUGGGCAACCUGCGGGACUGGAAAGAGUCGCCUGUCCGAAGAGAAAUCUGCAGACCAGCAGGAUCCAAAUCCGCACAGAGACAGGUAUGACCGACUCAAGUUGUGCCGAGAAGUUCGAGAAGAAAUUGGCCGAAAGUGCAAACUUGUGAUAGAUCAGGGAAGGGUUGAUUAUUUGCAGUCUUUAGGGUUUAAUAGUGAGCUGGUUUAUUACGUCAAGCAGAGCAUAACUCUGGAAAAUGUUUGCUUGAUCGGAAAGAAGAGCGUGAAAAGUUAACGAAAAUAUAUAAAUUUUAUUUAUCAAUUGUUUUAAUUAGAAUAAAUAAAUCACAGACUGAAGCCAAAA
Molecule: messenger RNA, 1477 nt
Organism: Neocloeon triangulifer
Lineage: Eukaryota; Metazoa; Arthropoda; Insecta; Ephemeroptera; Baetidae
Product: tRNA:m(4)X modification enzyme TRM13 homolog
Exons: 7
Coding region: 143-1408 (421 amino acids)
Biological process (GO): tRNA methylation
Source: RefSeq, a predicted model, not a curated record